Molecule: messenger RNA, 1117 nt
Organism: Polyodon spathula (Mississippi paddlefish)
Lineage: Eukaryota; Metazoa; Chordata; Actinopteri; Acipenseriformes; Polyodontidae
Gene: fkbpl
Product: FKBP prolyl isomerase like
Exons: 3
Coding region: 129-1031 (300 amino acids)
Molecular function (GO): protein binding
Source: RefSeq, a predicted model, not a curated record
CGCAGGGUGUCAGUGUGGCGCCGCGGAGAGACCGACAAUAGAAGCGGGCAGUGGACGGCACUACAGGAAGUGGCUUUGCUCUUGUGAUGCACGGCGGAACGGUUCCGAGGGUGAUGACGUCAUAAUCGAUGGAGGGCAGUGCUGGUAGCGAUGACCUCACAACCUGGGAGCUGGUGCCGGUGGGGCGGUGCAGUGUGGUGAGGCGGCGCUUUCUGGAGAGAGGCAGUGGGGAUGAGACCCCCAGAGGGGGAUCAGUCUGUCGAAUCCUGAUCCAGAGCAAUGCAACAGACCCCCUCUGCAGCCAGCUCAUCCCCUAUCCUGUCAACCACUGCACCCUGAUCACCAUGGGGGAGGGGGAGUGUGACAUCAUCGAGGGGGUGCUGGAGGGCAUGCGGGCAGGGGAGCGUUGCGCGGUGGUGAUUUCAACUCUGACUCCUCUUGUCAAGUCCGAUGAAGCAGAAAUCAGCGGGCUGGAGAGCUCCUCCUGCCUGCAGACCCAGGAGCUGCGCCUCACCCUGCAGCUGCACAGCUUCACCCCGGGGAGGGACUCCUGGGAGCUGAGCUUCGAUGAGAAGUUGGGUUCCAUCGUGAAACACAAGCAGAGGGGGGGUGCGAGGUUCAGAGCGGGAGACGUGUGGGGUGCGGCGCACAGCUACUCCCUGGCCAUGCGCCUCGCUGUCACCCUCCAGAUGGUCGUGCCGGCCGAGCAGGACCCGGAGUUCCAGCGAGCCCGCUCUGAGCUCCACGCCAACCUGGCGGCCUGCCAGCUCCGCCUGGGCCAGCCACGCAACGCCCUGCUGAGCGCCACACGUGCCCUAGGCAUCCAGCCGCGCUGCGCCAAGGCCCUGUACCGCAGGGGGCUGGCCCUCACCAUGCUCGGGGAGUUCGAGCAGGCCAGGGCUGACCUGCGAGGGGUCCUGGAGCUGGAACCAGCCUCCAAACCGGCCCUGCAGGCACUGAGAGACCUGGAGCGGCGAGAGAGGGAGCAGAGGGGCCAACUAGCCAGGGCUAUGAGCAAGCUGUUCAACUAGGAGAGGGGGCAGCUAGCCAGGCCUAUGAGCAAGCAAUGUGCUGUUCUUUAUUUAAAGUGUAAAUAAAAAACAGUUUCUGUCUUGAA